Cajanus cajan (pigeon pea) is the source of this 657-nucleotide messenger RNA. Its product is annotated as large ribosomal subunit protein eL27. Lineage: Eukaryota; Viridiplantae; Streptophyta; Magnoliopsida; Fabales; Fabaceae. The record is from RefSeq and is a predicted model, not a curated record. Gene Ontology annotation, biological process: translation. Gene Ontology annotation, cellular component: ribosome. Gene Ontology annotation, molecular function: structural constituent of ribosome.
GCAAGGCAAAGAAAUCGCAGCAGAGCAUAGGAGAGUAGAGGAAAACCCUAGUGAAGAAGAUGGUGAAGUUCCUGAAGCCGAACAAGGCGGUGAUCGUCCUGCAGGGGCGCUACGCAGGGCGCAAGGCGGUGAUCGUGAGGACCUUCGACGACGGAACGAGGGAGCGCCCCUACGGCCACUGCCUGGUCGCCGGCAUCAAGAAGUACCCGAGCAAGGUCAUCAAGAAGGACUCUGCCAAGAAGACCGCGAAGAAGUCUAGGGUUAAGGCCUUCGUGAAGCUCGUGAACUACCAGCACCUCAUGCCCACGCGCUACACGCUCGACGUCGAUCUCAAGGACGCUGUUACUCCCGAUGUUCUCGCUUCCAAGGACAAGAAGGUCACCGCUCUCAAGGAGACCAAGAAGCGCCUCGAGGAGAGGUUCAAGACUGGCAAGAACAGGUGGUUCUUCACCAAACUCAGAUUCUGAUUUUACCAUGCUUCUUUUCGCCUUCUUUUCGCAUAUCUUAUCGAGACUCUUAUUGUGCUUUUAGAUUUUGUCGUGUCCUUUUUUAUUAAUAUAUUUGUCUUUUGAUAAUUUACGAGGAUAAUGAAUGCGAACAUUUUUGAUAGUGUGGAUUUCGUUUAAUCGUCUCCGUUUCGUAAGGUUUUAAUCGCGA